Acanthosepion pharaonis is the source of this 1527-nucleotide messenger RNA. The record is from the annotation of a GenBank genome assembly. NCBI's taxonomy places the organism in Eukaryota, Metazoa, Mollusca, Cephalopoda, Sepiida, Sepiidae.
AUGUAUUCCAUUAUUUUGAAGAAUGAACAAGCCCAUGAUGACAGUAUCUGGAGUUGUGCUUGGGGCCGAAAUGAAAAUGAUGGUGUUGAAAGCAUUGUAACUGGAAGUGUUGAUGAUGUUGUGAAAAUCUGGAAAUGGGAAGACAACACUCUCAAGCCACGGCACAUUCUCGAGGGGCAUCAGUUGGGCAUUGUUUCCAUUGACAUUAACACAUCAGGCACUUUGGCUGCCACAAGUAGCCUGGGCAGCCAGAUCCGAGUCUGGGAUUUGGAUACAGGGAAACUGGCCAAAGGAAUUGAUGCCAAUCCAGCUGAUGCAUGGACCAUUGCAUUCUCCCCAGACUCUCGUUAUUUAGCAACGGGAAGUCAUACAGGCAAAAUAAAUUUAUUUGGAGUCGAUUCUGGGCAAAAAGAAAGUUCCAUGGAUACAAGCAAAAAAUUUGUCCUGAGUUUGGCUUAUGUAUGUUCACUUUCUGACUACUUUUUGUGCUGUGUAUCUGCUUUCUUUUUUUCUCUCUCUCUACUUUCUUUUCUCUAUCUCCCCCUCUCUACACUUUCUUCUCAUUCUCUCUCUCUCUCUCUCUGUGUACUUUCUUCUCUCUCUCUGUGUACUUUCUCCUCUCUCUCUCUACUUUCUCCUCUCUCUCUCUCUCUCUCUACUUUCUCCUCUCUCUCUACUUUCUCCUCUCUCUCUCUCUCUACUUUCUCCUCUCUCUCUCUGUACUUUCUCCUCUCUCUCUGCUUUCUCCUCUCUCUCUCUCUCUACUUUCUCCUCUCUCUCUCUACUUUCUCCUCUCUCUCUCUACUUUCUCCUCUCUCUCUCUACUUUCUUCUCUCACUCUCUCUCUUUACUUUCUUCUCUGUCUCUCUCUAUAUAUAUACUUCUCUCUCUCUUUCUCUUUACUUUCUUCUCUCUCUCUCUCUCUUUACUUUCUUCUCUCUCUCUCUCUCUCUUUACUUUCUUCUCUCUCUACUUCUCUCUCUAUAUAUACUUUCCCUAUACCCUUUCUUUCUCUCCUUUCUCUCUCUAUCUCUUUUUUCACUCUUUUCUAUGAAUGCUUGCAUCCUUGUUUUCCAGAGUCCUGAUGGCAAAUACAUUGCAUGUGGAACUAUUGAUGGAAUUGUGAGCAUCUUUGAUACAACAACUGGACACUUAUUACAUGCUUUGGAAGGUCAUGCUAUGCCAAUUCGGUCUUUAUGUUUCUCACCUGAUUCUCAGUUGCUUGUCACUGGUUCUGAUGACAGUCACAUAAAAAUUUAUGAUGUCCAACAUGCAAAUCUUGUGGGUACAUUGUCCGGACAUGGUUCUUGGGUCUUAACUGUUGAUUUCAAUCCUGACAACGUUCAUUUUGUCUCUGGUUCAUCUGACCGCAAAGUGAAGAUUUGGGAUGCUACUAGCCGUCAGUGCGUACAUACAUUUGGAGAACAUUCUGAUCAGGUUUGGUGUGCUAAAUACAAUCCUGAAGGUAACAAGAUUGUGUCUGUAUCAGAUGAUAAAUCUGUGUAUAUCUAUGACUGCCCUUUAUAA